AUGAAUGGUGUGGCUUGCCGCUGGUCAAAUUGCAAUCAGAUUUUGCCAGAUAUACUUCAGCUUGAAGCUCAUCUUGUCUCCACGCACGUCCCUAAGACCACAAGCAAUGGUUACCUCCGAGGCUCAGAUUAUUCUUGUGGUUGGCCUAACUGUACAUACCCCAUUAGUACCUGCUGCUCCGUCCUUUUGGCUACCUUCAUCCGUCAUGUUAAAUUUCACGCCUUCGUUGAAUACCUCAUUCAACGGAACCGUUUUCUGCUCCCUGCACCCAUCUCUUGCAUACAGAAAAGUGAUUCACACUGUGAGCAUCUACCAUCUGAUUACGAGUGUGGCUGUGGUUUUACGACAGACUCAUUUCUUACUCUCUUCGAUCAUCUUCGUACCUGUCAACAGGAAAAUUGUGCUAAGAUGGAGGAUUUCAAGGCCUUUGUUUGCCCCGAAUGUCUUAAAACAUUUGAGACCUUUGAUGACUUGUUAGCUCAAGCUGUAAGUGAUCCUGAAAAAGGCAACGCGAUCGCAUUCCGUUCGGGUUUCUUCUGUAUGUGGAUUGGCUGUACGAGCAGCAAUAAUGGGUUUUUAUCGCUUAGGGAACUUCUAGAACACAUGGAAGACCAUAUCACUUCCUCGUCAAUGUGCCUCUGGAUGGGUUGCUCUGUCUUGAAGAACUUUAGUCGACCUCACCUCCUUCUUCAUGCCUACUCUAAUGUUUGUCGAAACAAUGCCUUAGAAGUCUUUAAGAAGCAACCUGACUUGAUUCUAAGGUGUAUGUCUAAGAGGGAGGACGCGGCUGCAUCCCGUGGAUGCCACGAUGCCAAGUCAAAAUGGUUCCUUGAGCGUCUUCGGUCCUCUGAUUAUGAUGGACUUUAUUGCAUGUGGAGCAAGUGUCAGCUCAAAUAUGAGAAUCCAGGCGAGUUCCUCGAACACGUAUUGAGCCAUGUAGGAGCAGAGGAGGGUAGGAGCAAGUGUCUGUGGUUCAAUGAGGCUCAUCGCGGUGUUGGUGGGCUCUGUGCCGUCGAACUCGCGAAAGGCCUUCGUGCCCAUGUUCGUGAGUCGCACACGGUUCCGCGUUUUCUCUGUCCCUUUUGUCUUGUUGCAACGUACAACAGAAAGUGUGAACUCUUUUCUCAUGUCUCGACGCGCUGCAUAACGAAACGCAAGUCCACAGUGGGGUACAAACGAAAUUUGAAGGGGAUCAGAUUGCCUUCGGGUCCUCUCCCUCUUCUUCCUAAGCCGGAUCAGUCUUCUCAACAGAGUGAAUAUCUUAAUGAGCUAUCCGAUUCUUUUCCCAGUUUUUUCCUUGAAAUAUGCUUAUUUUGCCAUGGUGUUUCUAAUUAUAGGCAUCUCAUGGCCAAGAGGGGCGAACUCAUGCCGACAAAUGUAACAGUUCACUUUUAA
Molecule: messenger RNA, 1395 nt
Organism: Hydatigera taeniaeformis
Lineage: Eukaryota; Metazoa; Platyhelminthes; Cestoda; Cyclophyllidea; Taeniidae
Source: the annotation of a GenBank genome assembly